Molecule: messenger RNA, 483 nt
Organism: Symbiodinium sp. CCMP2592
Lineage: Eukaryota; Dinophyceae; Suessiales; Symbiodiniaceae
Source: the annotation of a GenBank genome assembly
AUGCUGUCUAACAUGCAAAACAUGCUACCUGGCCAAGUCGAGAUCAACAAGGGCACAAAACCGGCUGCUGCUGCGACGACUGAGACGACGGAUGGACACACGCUCCAGGAUGUGCAGCAUUAUGUGCCUUCCCAAGAGAAAGCUGGAGCCUUCAAGAGGCGUAAUUUGCGCCUCCUCCGCAGGGUGCAGCUUGAGGACUUUUUGAGGGAGCAUCGAUUCCGGGAUGUGGACGAACCAGAGCAGUGCGGAUGCUUCUCUUUCAAGGAACGGUUCUACCCAAUUCACAUCGCUGCACGACAGAACGAUAAUGAGAUGAUCCGGAUUCUUCUCGCAGCCGGUGCAGAUCCAUCAAGAAAGACCUCUCGGGGUCGCACGGCCAUGGAGCUUGCCGAAGCAUCAAACAGCCGGAAGGCGUUGGACAUGUUGCGCUGCAACAUCAAGAUCGUGACUGCAACGGAGUUGUCUCACUUAUCGAGGGUCUGA